Saccoglossus kowalevskii is the source of this 696-nucleotide messenger RNA. Its product is annotated as peptidase inhibitor R3HDML-like. The record is from RefSeq and is a predicted model, not a curated record. NCBI's taxonomy places the organism in Eukaryota, Metazoa, Hemichordata, Enteropneusta, Harrimaniidae.
AUGAUUGUUAAUAUUCAUAACAAUUUCCGACGGAAUGCUGGAAUGCAUUGUGGGAUAGAAGAUGGUUUAGUGUUCAUGGACAAACUUAUUUGGGAUACAUACCUUGAAUUAAAAGCACGUGACUUCGCUACUUGCUAUAAUAUAACAAAUAAUCGUGCCAUCAAUUUGGAUAUUUACGAUGAUUUCUUUGGUGAGGUGAAUCCACAAGUUUCUGGUUGGAAUCUAGCUUUUGGUCAUGACAUGUCUGUUGAAAAUCUUAUUGAAAGUUGGUUCAAACAAGCUGAUGUUUACAGUUGUGAAUGGGAAACUUGCAAACCGCAGAAUGAGCGAUGUGAGGACUUUCUUCAGCUUGUCUGGUCCGAAGCAUCUCGAGUUGGAUGCAGUGUUAACCCGAGUUGUAUACACGAUGGAGAGUCUGGAAUAUUCCUAGUUUGCUAUUACGAUAAAGGAUGGACACCAUUCAAACCACCAUUCCAAAUCGGGAAUAAGUGUUCUCAGUGUGACAAUGGGUAUGGAUUUUGUGAAGACGGCUUAUGUGAAUGUAAGAAAUCAUGCCAUCAUCCUGGAAUUGGUGUUCUUCACAGGGAAACAUGUACAUGUGCAUGUAUAUUCGGUAUGGGACACGAUUGUGAAGGUGAGAGUUAUGUUGAUUUCCUACCUGCAUUGCGCCAAAACAUCAAGAGAUUUGCUGAUUGA